UCUCCCCUCCUUUCCUCCACCCUCACCCCCCUCCAGGCCAGGAGUGUUUCAACUCUCGCUCCCUGGCCCUCCAGGCACAGAAGAAGAUCCUAUCCAAGAUGGCGACCAUGGCGGUGGCCAACCUCCUGACGGACGACGUCAGCAGUGAGAUCCUGGACGAGCUGUACAAGGCCAGCCGGGAGUUCACCAAGAGUAAGAAGGAGGCCCACAAGAUUGUCAAAGACGUCAUCAAGAUCGCCCUGAAGAUCGGCAUCCUGUACCGCAACCACCAGUUCAGCCCGGACGAACUGGACACGGUCGAACGCUUCAAGAAGAAGAUGAACCAGGCGGCCAUGACGGCGGUCAGUUUCUACGAGGUGGACUACACGUUCGACCACCGCAUUCUGUCAGAGUUGCUGCUGGAAUGCCGGGAUCUUCUGCAUGCGCUGGUGGAGCAGCACCUGACCCUGCGGUCGCACACUCGCAUCGACCACGUGUUCAACCACUUUGCCCACGGGGAGUUCCUGGCCGAGCUGUACGGAGACGGAGAGGAGUACAGACUGUACCUGAGGAAGAUCUGCAACGGGAUCAACAAACUGCUGGACGAGGGAACGCUUUAACCUCUGACCCCUGAUCUCUUACCUCUCAACUUUGACCUGACAUUUGACCCUGCUCCUCCCUUCCUAUUACUCAAUCUCCAUGGUUGCGGCUCAAUAAUCCCCCCAUUCCCAUGAAGUGUGCACUUGUUCACUUCCCUUCAUGGAUUUGAAAGGAAAUGAUUGGUAUAUGGAACCUCCUUGUAGCCCAUACCUACACUAAUCCAAUAUUUUUACAUUAGUUGGAGUAGCAAAUGAGUGCACACUUCAGGAAGAAGGAGAUAUUAUUGGGACACACUCCUCCUCUUCCUCCGGUCUCUCUACGGAUCUGCUUUCCCUCCUCUUCUCAUUCCUUCUCUUUUUUUAAAUCCGCUCCUGAUCUGUUCUGUUCUACCUUUAACCUUAUUUUUCCUCCUGUUCUCCCACUUCCUCCUCUCUUUUCUCUCUUCCUGUUCUCCCACUUCCUCCUCUCUUUUCUCUC
Salvelinus sp. IW2-2015 is the source of this 1056-nucleotide messenger RNA. RefSeq names its product tumor necrosis factor, alpha-induced protein 8-like 3 (gene tnfaip8l3). Lineage: Eukaryota; Metazoa; Chordata; Actinopteri; Salmoniformes; Salmonidae. The record is from RefSeq and is a predicted model, not a curated record. Gene Ontology annotation, biological process: regulation of apoptotic process. Gene Ontology annotation, cellular component: cytoplasm.